This is a messenger RNA of Aureobasidium vineae, 1455 nucleotides long. Lineage: Eukaryota; Fungi; Ascomycota; Dothideomycetes; Dothideales; Saccotheciaceae. The record is from the annotation of a GenBank genome assembly.
AUGGGCAAGAGAAAGCGCAACACGCAGGCGGCAGUCCCGCAGAAGCUGCAAAAGGCGUCCGACCUGCCGACACCCAACGACAGCGACGAGGGCGCAAUUGAGCACGUGUCGCACAUCAGCGCCGUCACGUCGACCGAAGAGCUUGAACUGACCGUCGACACGCUGCGCACCCUCGCCCACUACCCGGCGCUGAUCAAGUCCAAGGCGUGCAAGGACCUGCGCGCCGCCGUCUACGACUUCCGCCAGGCGUGCAAUACGGGCGUCAACUCGGCCGCCGAAGGCACUAACCUGACCGCCCGCAUCUCGGGCGCCCUCACCGAUGCCAAAUACACCGACGCGCUCAUCCUCCUCGCCGAGAUGCGCAUCCGCGGCGAGACGCCAAAGCUCGGCGCCCUCUGCCGCUGGGUGCGCGACCUCGACGUCGUCAGUGGCCUCUCGAUGCAGCCCGAGGGCGUCAGCAAGGUCGUCGUGCCUCGCUCACCAAAAGACAAGGAGUUGCUGCGUGUUCUCGACGCCGUCCUCCGAGUCACAGGCCCCACCGACACAAACACCAGAGACGCCCUCGACUCGGCCGACCCAAUUGCUCUCCAGCAAGUCUGGAACCUCCGAGACAAGACACCCCUCCAGACGCGCCAGAGCGUCGAGGACAAGACCAUCUUCGCCAACUGCCCGCAAGACCUCCGCAGCCGCUUCCGCAUCAUCGAGACGACGACCGGCCCCAACCGCAAGCCUCCGAACCUCCACCCCGCCGUCCUCUACGCCUCGCAAGACGAUGCCAUCCCGCUUGGCGAUGCACCCAAGACGACCGUCUUCAAGCACCCUGUCGUGCCCAACCUCCGCCUGAUCAAGGACGUCCUCACUCCCGCCGAGUGCACCAGCAUCAUCGCCGCCGCCGAGACGAUCGACUUCAUCCCCGACGCCCCAAUCCGCGACGACGGACAAGAGACGAGCAUUUUGGCACACAACUUCUAUUGGGUCGCCGACCAGGCCUUCCACGACAAGCUCUGGGAGCGAGUCCGCCCCUACGUCCCAGAAGAGUCGCAGGGACGUAAGGUCCGCGGCAUCAACCGCAGAUUCAGAGUGUACCGCUAUGUGCCGGGCGCAGAGUACCGCUGUCACAUUGACGGCGCUUGGCCUCCUUCGGGCAUCGACCCCGUGACGGACAAGUACCAGUACGACUCGUCGCCUGCCGAUGCUCGUCAGUCUUCGCUCUACACCUUCCUCAUCUACCUCAACGACGAGUUUGAGGGUGGCGAGACUUCCUUCUUCAUCCCCAGCGUUCGUGAGGGCGUCAUGAACGCGUACCCAGUCAAGCCCAUCAUGGGAAGCGUCGCCGUCUUUCCACACGGCGAGGCACAAGGCGCUCUCCUUCACGAGGGAACCGGCGUGACAAAGGGUGCCAAGUACAUCAUCCGCACCGACGUCGAGUACGACGUUGUUCCUUCUACAAAUUGA